GGAGUUCGCUCUUGUUGUGGUUCCUAUGUGAUGUUGCUUUUGGCGUAGCUCCUCUUUUUGCCGUGAUUUAUUUCAAAACUGUCCUUUUUGACAAAUCGUACCUCAUACUGAGUAUUUUAUUGAAUCAAGUUGCUACUUGGAAUUUCAUGGUGUCAAUUAAUGUUUAUAUUUUUCUCUAAGAAAAAUCAAAAUCACCAACAGUGAAAUUUUUUUCGUGCUGGUGAGUGCCCGAGCCAGACAUCGUUCAAGAUGUGCAUCUGUUGGUUCCUGUUAAAAUGAGACGAAUGAAUUUACAGAGGACUCUGGCUGGAACAAUGCUCAAACAUGGUCUAAUGAAGAUUCUUGUGUGGUUGCUUUCUGUAUCAACCAUUGGGAUUUUCUCUCAAGGAGGAACAGACUUUGAAGCUGCUGCUGUGUCUGAAUGCAGUUCAGUUGAUAGUAAUUUUUAUUCGAUUAAGGGUGAUGAUACUUUGGGUUACAACAAAGUUAAUCAUAAAAGGUCAUCAAUGGAUGGGUGGAAUUUAACUUCACAGAAGUUAUUAGAUUCUUUUCCACUCGACCCUAUCAGACAAAAUUAUGUGCGCCAAGUAAGAGAAUGUAUUUUUUCUGCAGUCCAGCCAACACCUUUCAAGUCUCUGGUCACGCUGGUAGCAGUAUCAAAGGAAGUUGUGGAAGAUAUUUUGGACUUGGAUGCUUCCAUUACUGUGACAAAGGAAUUUAUUCAGUUUGUUAGUGGAGCAAGAGUUCUGCCUGGAUCAAUCCCUCUAGCCCACAGAUAUGGUGGUCAUCAGUUUGGUGUUUGGGCUGGUCAACUAGGCGAUGGAAGGGCUCAUUUUCUAGGAGCAUAUGUCAACAGGCAUGGUACAAGAUGGGAGCUCCAACUAAAAGGCUCUGGGAAGACUCCUUAUUCUCGGAAUGGUGAUGGUCGUGCUGUUCUACGGUCAUCAUUAAGAGAAUUUCUCUGUAGUGAGGCCCUGAAUUAUCUUGGAAUCCCUACCAGCAGAGCAGCCAGUAUUGUUUUAAGCAAUGAUGAUGUAAAAAGGGAUCAGUUCUACAAUGGAAAUGUGAAGAAUGAAAAAGGUGCAAUAGUUCUUCGUGUUGCUAAAUCUUGGUUUCGCUUUGGAUCACUGGAAAUUUUAGCUUACUCUGGAGAGAUUGAAUUGUUAAGGAAAUUGGUGGACUUUAUUAUUGAGCAACAUUUUCCUUUGAUAAAUGUGACCAGUUCAGACAAGUAUCUGGAGUUUUUCUCUCAAGUUGUUACUGAUACCGCGCAUCUUAUUACACAUUGGAUGUCAGUAGGAUUUGCACAUGGUGUGUGUAAUACAGACAAUUUCAGCAUACUCUCUAUUACAAUAGAUUAUGGUCCAUUUGGUUUUAUGGAUGACUAUGAUCCUAAUUUUGUGCCAAAUACAUCUGAUGAUGAAGGUCGAUACAAGAUAGGGAACCAAGCCAAUAUUGGAAGAUAUAAUCUUGAUAAACUGCGUAAGGCUCUGAAUCCUUUAUUGGAUCCCAUGCAGCAGCAGUUAGCGGAACAAAUACUGAAAGGAUAUCCUGAUCGUUAUCAGACAAAAUUUGUGGAAAUAUUUAAAGCUAAAUUGGGCUUACCUGGGUUUGAUUAUAAUGAUAACUACUUGAUUGCAUCUUUGUUGAAGUUGAUGGAGGAUACAAGAGCAGAUUUCACAAUGACAUUUCGCCAGCUUAGUGAAAUUACAAAGAAGCAUCUUGAGGUUAACAACAUUUCUCAGGAAUACUGGGCUCUUCAGGACCUUGCAAAACAUGAGAAAUUCUUGGAUUGGAUUAAUCUGUAUCUGUUAAGAUUGAAGAGCAGAUGGGAUGUAGAACUCACUACAUGGAAGCGUGGUUAGAUGGUGGAAGCAGAAUAUCUCAUCACAAUAAAUUGUACUUGACUGAACACAUGAAGUGCUGUGGCUUAAAGGGAUGUUGACUGAGAGGUAGGAAGACAAAUUAGCAAACUGCUAUUGUGAGAAUGUGGUCUUGUUGGGGUGAAUAGCCUCCUUCGGUGCAAUGGAUUAAAAUGAUUCUGUAAUUCUGUUAUAUCAUGAAGGCAAAAGAUAUUGUAGAAGGGCUAAAAAAGGCAAUGAGAGCUGGGGUUAUUUAACCCUAAAUUGAACCAACAUAAAUGAGAGUACACAACACCCCAACUUCAGCAAUAUGGUCCUGCAUUUGAACUGAACCCUUCUGAGUGGAACAUGACCAUUUAAAGCUCUUGAGCAAUGCAUCAAAAUGUUCUUUAAUAGUGUUUUGUGAUUCAAGUGCCAUACAUUCCUACACUUCUAACAUAUCAGUCUUUAAACUCAAAGCCCGAUACAAGGUUUUUUAAUUACUAAUGUUUGUAAAUAAACAUAGAAACUUAGAAAACCUACAGCACAAUACAGGCCCGUCAGCCACCAUGCUGUGCCAAACAUGUACAACGUUUGUACUUACCUUAGAAAUUACCUAUGCUUACCCAGAGCCCUCUAUUUUUCAGAGCUCCAUGUACCUAUCCAGGAGUCUCUUAAAAGACCCUAAGGUAUCCGCCUCCACCACCGUCACCGGCAGCCCAUUCCAUGCACUCACCACUCUCUGUGUAAAAAACUUACCCCUUAUAUCUCCUCUGUACCUACUUCCAAACACGUUAAAACUGUGCCCUCUCGUGAUAGCCAUUUCAGCCCUGGGAAAAAAGCCUCUGACUAUACACAUGAUCAAUGCCUCCCCUCAUCUUAUACACCUCUAUCAGGUCACCUCUCAUCCGCUGUCACUCCAAGAGAAAAGGCUAAGUUCACUCAACCAUUACAGAUGAAACAUUACAGAUAAAAUCCACAUUCACUGAUAGAUUACAAUGAUCAGCUAGAUCAUAACUACAAUUAGGUGUGCUUAUUUUCCAAAGAUUUAUUUGAACUAUAAUUCUUCAGUUUGAUAAUAGCUGUUAACUGAUAACUGUAGUUCUUCAGAGGAUAUUUCUAAUGUUUUGCAUGUCUUUCCCCAUUCCACUUUGCCUUUGUUUUAGUUCUCACAGUGCAAAUUUGGUUACUUUAAAACCAUUCCAUAAGUUAAUUAUUUUAGCUUAAAUUUCAGGUCAAAGCAAAUUAAAAUUGCAACCAAGUUUUCUAACAUAUUUUUCAGUGUUCAAGUUAAACAAAUGGAUAGUUAUA
Molecule: messenger RNA, 3152 nt
Organism: Hypanus sabinus (Atlantic stingray)
Lineage: Eukaryota; Metazoa; Chordata; Chondrichthyes; Myliobatiformes; Dasyatidae
Product: protein adenylyltransferase SelO-like
Exons: 17
Coding region: 276-1865 (529 amino acids)
Source: RefSeq, a predicted model, not a curated record